Messenger RNA from Prunus armeniaca (apricot), 477 nucleotides. NCBI's taxonomy places the organism in Eukaryota, Viridiplantae, Streptophyta, Magnoliopsida, Rosales, Rosaceae. The record is from the annotation of a GenBank genome assembly.
AUGUAUGAGGAGUUGGUGUUAAAAGUGAAGAAUAUUGGGGACUUGGCUGCUCUCGAAUCAUUAGAUCUCUCCCAGAACCAGCUCUCAGGAAGGAUCCCGAAUAAUUUAGCACAACUCACUUUCCUUGCAUAUUUUAAUGUAUCCCAUAAUUAUCUCUUCGGGCCUAUACCACUUGGUGAACAAUUCGAUACAUUCCUGGAGGACUCGUACGAAGGAAACUCAGGUCUGUGUGGAAAGUAUCUGCCAAAGAAAUCUGAAGAUUCUGAGAGCUCAACGUGGCCACCACCAUCAAUCGUGGGAGAAGAUGAAGACUCUGUAUUUCAAAUUGCACUAGAUUGGUACGUGGUUGUGCCAGGAGUUGUUAGUGGUCUUGUUGGGGACAUAUGGACAACAAAGAAGCACGAAUGGUUUGUGGAGACAUUUAGCAGGAGGAGGAAGCCAAGAGGCACAAGGGCUACGAGGGGAAGCAGAACUUAG